This is a messenger RNA of Pygocentrus nattereri (red-bellied piranha), 3494 nucleotides long. It is a transcript of the gene uck2a, whose product is annotated as uridine-cytidine kinase 2a. The record is from RefSeq and is a predicted model, not a curated record. The coding region runs from base 45 to 839 and encodes 264 amino acids. Gene Ontology annotation, cellular component: cytoplasm; cytosol. The transcript is spliced from 7 exons. NCBI's taxonomy places the organism in Eukaryota, Metazoa, Chordata, Actinopteri, Characiformes, Serrasalmidae. Gene Ontology annotation, molecular function: ATP binding; kinase activity.
GUUUCCUUUGCUAAAAGCAGCCUGGCGCGCACAGCAGCAGCAGCAUGGCGGGAGACCGUGAGGCCGAGUGCGAGACUCCAGAGCAGCCGCAGGAGCAGCACGGCCCCCGGCAGCCCUUCCUCAUCGGGGUCGCCGGCGGCACGGCUAGCGGAAAGUCAUCAGUCUGUGCAAAGAUCAUGGAGCUCCUUGGCCAAAAUAAGAUUGACCAUCACCAAAGGCAGGUUGCAAUUCUCAGUCAGGACAGCUUCUACAAGGUGCUUACUUCUGAACAAAAGGCCAAAGCUCUCAAAGGACAGUUCAACUUUGAUCACCCAGAUGCAUUUGAUAACGAGUUGAUAGUGAAGACUCUUUGGGACAUCAUGGAUGGAAGUACAGUUCAGAUCCCAGUUUAUGACUUUGUUACCCAUUCAAGGAAGGAGGAAACGGUCACUGUGUACCCAGCUGACGUGGUGCUAUUUGAGGGCAUCCUCAUGUUCUACUCGCAGGAGAUCCGGGACCUGUUUCAGAUGAAGCUGUUUGUGGAUACAGAUGCAGAUACACGACUCUCACGCAGAGUCUUGAGAGACAUCAGUGAGCGAGGGCGGGACUUAGAGCAGGUGCUAAGCCAGUAUAUCACGUUUGUGAAGCCUGCCUUUGAAGAGUUCUGCCUGCCAACAAAGAAAUAUGCUGAUGUGAUCAUCCCAAGGGGAGCUGAUAAUCUAGUUGCCAUAAAUCUGAUAGUACAGCACAUCCAGGACAUUCUGAAUGGUGGUUUGACCAAACGGCUGAACGGUUGCCUCAAUGGCCAUAGUGCACCACGAAAGCGGCAGCCAUCGGAGUCCAGCAGUAGGCCACACUGAUACACACUGAAAGUGGGAAUCAGAGAAGGAUGACAGUAAAGGAGUGGAGGGAGAAAUGGAGGAUUGUUUGUACAUACUUGCAAUUCACAAAUACUGUAUUUAAAACAGUUAAGAAAUUCAAGAAAUGCCUUCUUUGAUUUUGUAUAGUUAUUGUUUUAUGUCCUUUUGGUUUUUUUUUUCUUUUCAUUUUGUUUUUUGUCUGUGCACUUACUUUUGAGGGGAAUGCUCUUGGUUCAAAAUGAUGACCGGUCAAACUUGUUUUUUUCUGUGUUAUUCAUCUAUGAAUUCUGUUAACUCUUUGCUCCCCUUUUUGAGAGGAUUUGUGAAGUAAAGGAGGAGAAUGUCCAGAUGGCUUUACAGUUUUGCCAGAUGGACCUAGCUGGUAAAUUAGUGAAGUAGUGCAAAAUUGUAAAGGUGGAAAUGCAAAGUGAAGGUCUUGCAUCUUUCAACAUUACUGAUAGACCCCUUGCCUACUUAGGGUUAAUCAUAAAUUGGCAUGAUAUUUCCUCCUAACCAUUUAGUCAGCACUUCCGUCUUUGGCCUGUUACCAAUUAUUUCACCAGAAAGUACAAUCUGAUCAUCGCUCCUAAGGAAAGAUAACCAUCUUCAUGCUACAUUUCAGUAAAUAUCAACCCUCUGUACAAAUCAGGGUGGAAUUUAUAUAGUAAAAAAUUUAGUAAUUCUGUGACAGACACUUGGAAGGGAAUUUGGUUAUUCUCCAGCUCCAAUGUAGCCAGUUCCUCUGACACAGAUUAAGUCCAGAACCCAUAUCCGUGUCCUUUCUGUACUGUAUUUGAUGUUGCAUCCUUUUGUCUUCUAAUUUUAAAGGCAGAUGAAAAAUCAUAUACUUGAAAUCUUUUUUUUUUUCCCUGAACUUUUACCAGUUUUUAAAUAUUUUAUGUCAUGAAUACUCUAUAUAUUAAGGACUAUGGUCAUCAGAUUGUUUUGCCUGCAUGUCUUUAGGAGAUCAUUGACCUUCCUUAUUUUGGGUUAGUGUUUAGCACUACUGGCCAUGUUUUUGUUUUAAUGUUGUAACCUAGCAACAUGAAGCAUACACCGUAAUGCCACUCCAAUCACUAUGAAACACAAAAUUCACCAAAGAAUCCAUUUGGCAUUCUUUAAUAUGCAUGUUCAGUUUAUUAAAGGGUGCAGUAGGCUCACCUUUUCUCUUGCUCAGGAUCCCAGUGCUAGCUCCAUCUACCAUAAUAUUCUACUUAAGAUACUUCAGGGAAGUAUCAAGAGAACUGGUGGUGUUUCCCAUUUGUUUUCCCUUAAAGGGCUCAUUACUGCUUCUUAAAACACACUAAACACUCUUCUCUGAAGGUAGAUAAUUUUUUUAUAUCAAUCAAAACAAACCUCUUACUUUUUUUUUCUUUUUUUAACAAAAAAAAAAAAAAAACAAGACAACCCUCAGGAAAUUAAAAGUAUGACUCAUGACCUUGAGAAAACAACCAGUAUGGCUGAUUUUCUUGUCUUUGUUUUUUUGGUCUGGCAGACACAUUUCCCUUUACACUGCUGCUAUGAUACAGGGUAUUUCAUAUAUUUACAAGUGUAAUAUGCAUUUGAUGUGAUUAUACACUAAAUUCAUAAUUGUGGUGUUUUGGGAGCCAGAGUCCAAUAAAAAUGCUCUGCCUAAGGGCCUAAUAUAUAAAUGUUACUUUGAGUUUACUAGGUUUUUGGCCUGUUCCCACUAGUUCUAAGUUAUGUAAAUAAUUGCUUUUAGACUGCUCAUGUUUUGUGUACAGUAUUUAAUGUCUAUGGAUCAGUGUGUUCUGAUAUUAAUCAUUACCAACUGCCUCCUCUAACUAGCCUGUCUAAGGCAUGUACUGCUUGUACACAUCUACAAAUACUCAUGCAAAACAUGCACACCUAAAUCAGGUAUUCCCAUGGUUUGGUUUCUUCAGAUGCCAGCUUUUGGGGGGAAAACUGCAAUAUGCCUUAAAUCAACUGCUACUGACCACUUUCAUUACCAUAGAAACAGGUUAAACACAGUCACUGUAACUGAUGCAAAACCACUAUGUGACCAUCAUAAUCCUAUAUGACUACAAAUUAUGCAGAUUACAAGAACACUUGAUUUCAUUGUAAGGUGUGAAGUUCACUGUGGAGUUUAUUAUUGUGCAAUGCACUCACGGACUCAUGGAAUUUUGUAUUGAUUUUCCUAGAUUAUGUCACAUUAUAUGUAUAAAAGUUGAUAUUCCCAAACUGGAAAUUUGACACUUUCUACUGUUAAAAGAAGCUUGCAUAUAUGCAGUGUUAUGCCUGGUGGGCCAGGUAUUUAAAAUGAGUUUAUCUUAACUGAGUGAUGUCUUUAGGCCAUGAUCUUUGUAUUAAAAGCUGAGAGAUUUUUGUGACGAUAGAUUUAUGCAGAUCAGAUUCCAGGUGUCUGAAUGAAAGGUCCACAAAUGAGAUGAUGUUGGGUUGGUGGUCCUGCUGUCAGAAAGCUUGCAAGCAGCACAAGACACUGCGUUCAAACAACAAUCUAUAGGCUCCUGCUUGCAAAAUAUCUGAAUUAAAAACCCGGAUGAUGUGUUCGCUCUUCAUUGUAAGCGUCUAAAUGAUUCACAAUGUAUUGUAAAUGUUUAAACAAAUUAAGAAAGUUGUAUAAAAGGAUAAAUGAAAUGAAUUGAAAGAUUAAAUAAAGUUUUGUACCUUGCA